CCCGGGCCUUGCGACACGACCGAACAGAGCAAGCACCCAGCUCACGUCUCCGUCUUUGAGCUUCGUUCGCACGUACAUGAAUGGUGGUGGUGUCGGCGGCAAUCCCUCCAAUAUUCCAUCGCAGUCUGUGCCGGGCUCGCGUCGUCACUCAGAUGACGAAGACGACGGUGACUACAGAUUUCAAUUUGAGCAACGUAACGAUCGCUCAGCAGCCAAGUAAGUCCAUUGUUAUGCACGGCACAUAGUUUCUAUCAAUUGUGUUGCAAAGGCUUGGCAAAAUUUCCACUACCCGUGCGCAUGCAUGAGCCAGCCUGCAGGCACUCGAUUGUGUCGGGCUUCACAUGCUCACUAUGUGACAUAUGAUGUGACACACAUCCAUCGAAGAUCGAACCGGAACUCCAUGCCCGUCUCUUCAUUUGAUCGCACAAAGCGCAAUACGACUGACUUGAGCCUUGGCCACAUUAAUACCACGGGCUUCCUGUUCGGCGACGACGGCGAGCAAAUCCCGCAUCUUCCGCAAACCAACCCGAAGGCAUCGCCAUCUGAUACGAAGACGUAUCUCAAAGUGCAGCACACCGCCGACGGCUUUCCCAAGCUCAUCCGCAGUGAGCAAACAUUCGAACCAGCACUUUCUAUUUCAUCCGCGCUUGAUCUCGCAUCAUCAGCCAAGGCGGAUCAGCAGCAGACAACGCGGGGACCCCGUCAGCGCAUGUCGCUUCCGCCUGCUACGAUGAGCAACGGUCUCAAUCUAGCUCCACUGAACAGCAUUCUUGCGGGAAACAACGACAAUAGACAGCCCGCGUUGGAUCGCCGCUCGAUGGAGGUGAAAUUCCCAUCUGACAAUGGCCGCCCUGCUCUGAUGUCUGUCGCUCCACGUGCGUACACCAACGGUGCCACGUCAUCAUCCACCAAUGACUUGCCCACCCUGAAGAGCAUCAAUGGCGCCAACGGCCAUUCUGACAGUGCAAUAUCGCUCAGCUCGCCAUCCGCUCAAAGCUCAAAAGCACUGGAACCCAUGUCGCCAGAACGAGCUGCAGCAUCCGGCUUGCUGACACCUCGAUACCACCAGGAUUUCAGUGCCGGAGUACGACUUGAGGACAACCAGGACGGGCUUGGUCGAUCCAUGCUGCAGGGCAGUGCUGUGCCUUUCUUCACGCCUGCUGCGGAAAACGUUUCGCCUCGACCGUUCGGAGGCCCCGUAGCGGCUUACGGGCAACCAUACUUCAAUCCAUAUGGCAUGCAAAUGCUCAGCAACGGCUUCGGGGCCAUGAAUAUUGGUAUGGGUGCAGGCUUCGGGAUUCCACAACAAUUUCCUCUCGUCGGAAAUCCUUACCCCCAGCCUAUAUACGCAGGUUUUCAGGCAUAUCCACCGGUCGUUCCAGUUCCAACCACUGCCGCUGCCGCUGCUCGAAUCACUUCUCCUCAACGACGCGCUACUACGGAGGAAGCGCAACAGAGUUUCAACUCGAUCAAACUGGAACAAAUCGUCGGUCAAAUCUACACGCUCUGCAAGGAUCAGCACGGCUGUCGUUUUCUGCAGCGCAAAUUGGACGAGCGCAACGAGCAGACCGUUCAGAUCAUAUUCGAAGACGUUAAAACUCACAUGGUCGAGCUGAUGGUCGAUCCGUUCGGCAAUUAUUUGUGCCAAAAGCUCUUCGAAAGCUGCAACGAUGACCAGCGGACUGUUUUAGUAAAAAAUGCGAUGCCGGCAAUGACGAAAAUUGCCCUGAACCAGCACGGUACUCGAGCUCUUCAGAAGAUGAUCGAGUUCGUGUCCAAGCCCGAACAGACCGCUCUUAUUAUCGAGGCCCUUCGUGACGACGUUGUCGCCUUGAUUCAAGACCUUAAUGGUAACCACGUCAUUCAGAAAUGCUUAAACCACCUCUCUCCGACAGAUGCACGUUUCAUCUUUGAAGCCGUUGGCAACAACUGCGUCGCGGUCGGCACUCAUCGCCAUGGCUGCUGUGUCCUCCAGCGCUGUAUCGAUCACGCAGACGGACUUCAAAAGGGCGAAAUGGUCAAUCACGUCAUCAAGAACGCCGACCAGCUCGUCAAGGACCCCUUUGGAAACUAUGUUGUACAAUACAUCCUUGAUCUUGCAGAGCCAUGCUUCACCGAACCGUUGUCUCGUGCAUUCCUGACAAACAUAGUGUAUCUCUCGAAGCAGAAAUUCAGCUCGAAUGUGAUCGAGAAAUGCAUUCGAUGCGCCGGCCCGGAUACCAAACGCGACAUUAUCAGGGAGAUCAUGCUCCCACAGGCGCUUGAUAAACUGCUUCGUGAUAGCUACGCGAACUACGUUGUACAGACGGCUAUGGACUUCGCUGAUGAGGAGACGAAGCCUGUUCUCAUCAAGAACAUCCGCGACGUGCUCCCCACCAUCAGGAACACUCCCCACGGCCGUCGCGUCCAGAGCAAGGUUGCAGACUACGACGCUCGUAUGGCGAGCUCCGGCACGACGAUACUCUCGGCACUCGAAUCCAAAACCGCUGCUCCUGCGGUAACUUCGAACCAAACGCCGUCCCGGGCCAACCGCUAUGGGAUGGUCGGCGCACCUCAGCAAUGGCCUGCCAAAGAUUAUAACUACGUCUCCUACGGCAACAAUGGUGCCGCGAAUGCCGGCGAGCAGAUCAAUGGCCAUGCUGAGCAUGACAUGAUUGCACCCACCCCACAACGUGGCAACCCGAACUUUAUGUUGAAUGGCGGACAAGACUACAAUGCUAGCAAUGGCUACGUAGCUCAACCAUUCGACAUCGCCAAUCCUCAGAUCUAUAGCCAUUUCUGAGUGAUGACCCCAAGCAUGCUUCUCACACGUCUUUUCGGUCAUCACAUGUACCAGUAUCGCAUUCAUUGGACAAGCAGACCAACGUUCUCCGACUUAGC
Molecule: messenger RNA, 2880 nt
Organism: Dissoconium aciculare CBS 342.82
Lineage: Eukaryota; Fungi; Ascomycota; Dothideomycetes; Mycosphaerellales; Dissoconiaceae
Product: ARM repeat-containing protein
Exons: 2
Coding region: 302-2782 (826 amino acids)
Biological process (GO): post-transcriptional regulation of gene expression
Cellular component (GO): cytoplasm
Molecular function (GO): mRNA binding
Source: RefSeq, a predicted model, not a curated record